AUGCCACUGCCCGCGUUAGCACAGUGGGAUAGUCGCCACGUUCAUCUCAGUGCUUGGGACGCUCUUUCCAGUGGUUUUGGUCGUGACGAACCCAUUCCGCUGUGGAUCGACUGUGACCCCGGACAUGAUGACGCGUUUGCGCUGGUGCUGGGGGCGCAUCACCCUCGCCUGCGUCUCCUUGGUGUAUCCACAGUAGACGGAAACGGGAGCGUAGAAAAUACAACUCAGAACGCAGCCCGCAUCCUCAAAGCUGCGGGCGUUCUGGGUGUUCAGGUCCACGCUGGAGCUGCAGGGCCGCUUCUGCGACGACAGCAGUACUAUGACUGUCCAUCGAGUGGAGACGAAGCGGCAUCCUCGGCACCAGCACCGCAUCCGGAGCACAUUCAUGGUGCUUCUGGAAUGGAACUUGCCGAUUCCGAUGGAAUCUGGCCAGAUAGGAGCUUUGGAAACGAACUUGUGAGUCAUAAGCCCGCUGUACCGGCCAUGGCGGAAGCUAUCUGGAACGAGUAUGCCCGCUUGAAUCCGAGCGCACCGCUCACUCGGAACCAAACAGUCCAAACGCUGAAGUCAGGGUGUGCCGCUGGUGCUAUUUCCGGUACAACCAGCGAAACAGACGGUACUAAGGAUGCAUGCUCGAUAAGAAGGCGGAUAAAAGUAGUGACUUGUGGCCCUUUAACAAACGUGGCCCUACUGGUAUCGUUAUAUCGGGAGCUCAUUCCGCUAAUUGAUGUCGUUGUACUCGGUGGAGCGCUGCUUGCCGCGGGUAAUGUUUCACCUGUUGCAGAGUUCAAUAUUCGACAUGAUCCAGAAGCGUUCCAUGUAGUGGCCACGGCGGGUAUUCAGCAUGUCGUGCUGAUUCCACUAGAGGUCACCCACAGCGUUCUCGCCGGAGAACACGUUAUGCGCGCGCUACAAAGCGUUCGGUCUCCGUUUGGCAGACUCAUGACUGGAUUGCUGAACUAUUAUGGUGAGCGGUAUCGACGAGCUUUCGGGUUCGAGGCCCCUCCGUUGCACGAUCCGCUUGCUGUCGCAGCGGUGUACGGUGCAGCAAUGGGUAAGUUUGCGAUAGAGCAUCAUCGGGUGGAUGUUGAGUUGCACGAAGGCACGCUCUGUUACGGUAAAAUUGUGGUCGACGUCUGGGGUCAUACGCAACGGCCGCGGAAUGUGUAUGUCGCACUUGCGGUAGAUACCGAAUGGUUCUGGUCGGAAAUGUUGGCUGCAGUCAUACGUGCGAACGAUCCGUCACCCUUGUGA
Molecule: messenger RNA, 1254 nt
Organism: Cyanidioschyzon merolae strain 10D
Lineage: Eukaryota; Rhodophyta; Bangiophyceae; Cyanidiales; Cyanidiaceae
Exons: 1
Coding region: 1-1254 (417 amino acids)
Biological process (GO): purine nucleoside catabolic process
Cellular component (GO): cytosol
Molecular function (GO): purine nucleosidase activity
Source: RefSeq, a predicted model, not a curated record